Messenger RNA from Aspergillus uvarum CBS 121591, 905 nucleotides. RefSeq names its product YggS family pyridoxal phosphate enzyme. The coding region runs from base 88 to 903 and encodes 271 amino acids. The record is from RefSeq and is a predicted model, not a curated record. The transcript has a single exon. Gene Ontology annotation, cellular component: intracellular anatomical structure. Lineage: Eukaryota; Fungi; Ascomycota; Eurotiomycetes; Eurotiales; Aspergillaceae. Gene Ontology annotation, molecular function: pyridoxal phosphate binding.
CUCUCUUCGAGAAGCCACCAAGAAUCACUCAAACAAAAACCCCGAUCACCGGCCCUCAGGCCCUCAAACCCCAGCAAUACUACCAAAAUGGCCAGCCCUUUAACAGCCACCCCCUCCCGCACCGCCACCCUCCUCAGCAACCUCACCACCGUCUCCCUCCGCAUCACCACCGCCGCCAGCACCACCUCCUCCCAACCCAGAGAACCGCGCCUCGUGGCCGUCUCCAAACUCAAACCCGCCUCCGACAUCCUCGCCCUGCACACGGCGCCCCCCACCGGCGCCGGCCACCAGCACUUCGGCGAGAACUACCAACAAGAGCUCCUCGAGAAAUCGCGGCUCCUGCCGGGGAGUAUCAAAUGGCACUUUAUCGGCGGCCUGCAGUCGAACAAAUGCGUGACGCUGGCGCGGGAGGUGCGCGGCCUGUGGGCCGUCGAGAGCGUGGACAGCAAGAAGAAAGCCGGGCUCCUGAACCGGGGGUGGGGCGAGCGGGCGCCGGCGCUGCGGGCGGAGGACCAUGAGGAGCGGUUGCGCGUGUUCGUGCAGGUCAAUACCUCCGGCGAGGUGGAGAAGUCCGGAGUGGAGCCCGGCAGUGAGGCGGUCGAGCUUUGUCGGUACAUUCGGGAGGAGUGUCCGCGCCUGAAGUUGGCGGGGGUGAUGACUAUUGGGGCGAUUGCGAGGAGUCGGGCCGUUAAGGCGGGGGAGGAGAAUGUGGAUUUUGUGGAGUUGACCCGGGUAAGGGAUGAGGUUGUACAGGUGUUGGGGUUGCAAAAGGAAGGGUUGGAGUUGAGUAUGGGGAUGAGUGAGGAUUUUGAGGGGGCGAUAAGGCUGGGUAGUGAUCAGGUGCGCGUGGGGACGGGGAUCUUUGGCGAGAGGCCGCCCAGGGAGGAGGCGAGGGUUGUUUAGCG